Molecule: messenger RNA, 13659 nt
Organism: Coregonus sp. 'balchen'
Lineage: Eukaryota; Metazoa; Chordata; Actinopteri; Salmoniformes; Salmonidae
Source: the annotation of a GenBank genome assembly
AUGCACAGCACCGAAGCCACACAGUCUCAACCAACACACACCUUCAGGUACAAUUAUAGAAGUCUGAGGGGUGCUUUUAUAGGCUACACUUGACAUGUUCCUGCAUACAAAACAAUCAAUAGCAAUGGUCAGUUUGGCAUUAUGUUACAGUAUAAAGCUUAUUUAUAAAUGUGAUAAAUAGCCCUAAAUUCCCAUCCAGACAAUGCAAUAGGUUAGAAUUUGAGAUCAAAUUCGGACUAUUUUAUGCGUAAUGACUGUGUAGCCUCGCCCAUUUGAUAAAUAUUAAAUGAUGGGAGCGUGCAAAGGGGUGCGGUCUUUCCUGUAGUCGGGAACGGAACCGGAAGUUCCGCCAUCUCCUUGUACCAUUCGAGCUACAACAGGGUCAGUAUAGACUUAAUCUAGAUGUUCAUUAUGGUAUAUUGUCAACAGUUAUUAAAUAUUAUAAGUAAUAUUGACAUAGUGAACGUUCCAUAACCAUCGGUUUUAUGUUAAGGAUGGUGGUGUCACUCGAUCAGAUCAUAAAUACCACUCGUAUUCUGUUGCCACUUGAGCAGCUAGCCAGCUAGCAACAGGGUUCAACGUUAUCUCAUAUGUUUGUACUAUCGGCUACAUCAGCUACCUAGCUAGGUAAAUGGCAAUGUUUCAUUCAGUGUCGUGACAGGAAUACCAAUAUUUAGUUAGUCGGCUUUCUCUCUCACGCUUUCCCCUUAACCCCCACCAUAAUUGUAAAACGUUAAAAGUGAUUGCGACUGAGAGAGCCAAGGAGAAGAGGAGUUAACGGUAAGUGGCUAACGUUUUCCAGCUGAUAGCUGGGAGGGUGGUACCAGAUAGCUAACGUUAGCCAGCCUAGCUAGCCAACUAAUUUGUUAGUGACCCCUUUUAUCUGGUUUGGAUGGCCUUCUAAGUUUGCCAAUCAAGUUCAUUACACUUCCCAUUUUGUUCUUUGGCAGUAGUAGUUCAAGUAUUUCCUGUAGUAAUGUUUGCAUUGGUGUUGAAUCGCUAUGUAGACUGUUGUGAGAGAUGAUAACUGGUUAGCAUGCUAACUGGGUGGGGGUCUCUGGCUCAGGAGGGUGUGUGACUGUCUGAUAGCGACUAGGAAGUGGGAACGAGCGUAGAGGCCACAGUUCUGACAUUGUCUUGAUCGUUACACCGCCCUUGUUUUUCUGGCGUUAAGCACAAAUAUGGGCUAGUACUAGCGCCAUAGCUUUGGCUUGCUAGCUAGUUCAAUAGUUUGUUAGCUAGCUAAUAUUAGACUCAGCCAACUAGCUAAGUUUGUCUGGCUUCAGCUAGCUAGUUGCAUGUUGGGGGUUUGCUUGCCAAUGAUGCAUCUGCCGUUGAAUCCACAUUUUAUGUCUAGGUAAAGUGUCAGUGAAACUCCAAGCAAGUUCUGAUACUUAUUCCACUGUAGGCUGUCCUGAAUAUUUAAAUGUCAAUGACCUCAACCCUACACAUCAUAAUGUGGAGCACUGCAUUAGCUAAGCUCCUUAUCAAUAGUUGAACUUGACAGUACAAUAACAUAGCUACAUGCAACAGGACAGGAGACGUCCAGGUGUUGCAUGUAGCUAUGUUAUUGUACUGUCAAGUUGAAACUAUUAAUAGGGAGCUUAGCUAAUGCAGUGCUCCACAUUAUGAUGUGUAGGGUUGAGGUCAUUGACAUUUAAAUUCAGCACAGGAGCAUUUCUCAAUUCUUGAAUUGGAAUUUCAGAUAAUUUCCUCAAUUUACGUAGAAUUGGCCUGAACCCUGUUGAAUUGUGAGAGAUAUUGGCUAAACUUGUCCCUUAUCUACAUUCAGUCUUGGUAGAUGCCUUGCAUGAACUUUGGAACGUUGCUCCAGUAAUCUCUAAACUGACUUUUGGAAUGGUUAUCUCUCUGCUGUGUUAUGCAACCUAGUCUCCUAUUAGUACAACCUGUCGUCUUCCACUCCUUAUUAGUCUGGUUGGCCACACUGUGCUAGGGUUAUUCAGCAGCACUGAAACAAUUUUGGCAGAGGAGACGGUAAAGUCAUAUAGGAAUAUGUUGUACCUACUUAUUAGAUGAGUUUAUUAGUCACAUACACAGGGUCACAGAUGUAAAUGCAGGGCACAGUGAAAUUCUUAAGCUCUGAGCUCCAACAGUGCAGGUCAAAAAGAGAAGUGAAUGAAGCCCACUGGGAUUAUUCAUGCCACAGCAUUGUUAAACAGCCCACAGAGUACUAACAUGUAGUUCAAUGACGUCAAAUAGUGACACUGUUCAAGCCUGCAUGCGAUGGCCAUGCCCAUCUGACAGCAUUAAGUGGGUCAGAUAGUGAAAGUGAAUCAAAACUAAAGUAGGGGCCCUUGAGUUUUUCAUAGAUGUCAACCAUGCCUGUCCUGGUACUGUAUGUGUGGACAAGAACGUCAAGACUGCUGCGCCCCUGCCCAAAACACUAUGCCUAAUUCCAAUUAAACCCUGCCUAGCCCAUACAUAGCCUAGCCUACGUUGUGUUUGGGGUGAGGAGAAGCUCAGGGUUUUCACUUUGGGGCCCUCAACACAUACCGGUAAGAUUAGUGUUGUCAUCUCUCGCUCCACAGGUUUUUUAUCACCCCAAAUCUGUGGUUUUGGGACUCAAUGUCUCUGUGAGGAGAGAUGGACAGCCUGAGACAGAGCGCUCUGUAAACGAGUGGAGCCAGAAAGAGAGAAACCGAGUGAGAGAGUGAGUGUGUGUGUGCUGAAUUUCUCUCUCUGUUGACAUAGUAAAGGAGCACUAUGUCCACUCAAUUUGAUUGCUGGUUUAGCUUUUCUCUUUCACCCAAUGUCUGCCUGUUUAUCUUGAUGUCUCUCUCUAUCUUGCUGCUUUCCUUUUUCUCUACUAGUUUCUUCUUCUCUGAGUUAGGCUACUCUCCUCCUCUCUGAGUUAGGCUACUCUCCUCCUCUCUGAGUUAGGCUACUCUCCUCCUCUCUGAGUUAGGCUACUCUCCUCCUCUCUGAGUUAGGCUACUCUCCUCCUCUCUGAGUUUAGGCUACUCUCCUCCUCUCUGAGUUAGGCUACUCUCCUCCUCUCUGAGUUAGGCUACUCUCCUCCUCUCUGAGUUAGGCUACUCUCCUCCUCUCUGAGUUAGGCUACUCUCCUCCUCUCUGAGUUAGGCUACUCUCCUCCUCUCUGAGUUAGGCUACUCUUCCUCUCUGAGUUAGGCUACUCUCCUCCUCUCGAGUUAGGCUACUUCCUCCUCUCUGAGUUAGGCUACUCUCCUCCUCUCUGAGUUAGGCUACUCUCCUCCUCCUGAGUUAGGCUACUCUCCUCCUCUCUGAGUUAGGCUACUCUCCUCCUCUGAGUUAGGCUACUCUCCUCCUCUCUGAGUUAGGCUACUCUCCUCCUCCUCUCUGAGUUAGGCUACUCUCCUCCUCUCUCUGCCGCUCUCUCUCUGUAUUAACUCACUGUACACUUUGCCCUGGCUGCUAUUUGUUUUGUGUUGUAUUAACUGUUUUACAACCACUGUCUCUCUCUCUUUCUCUGUGUGAGUCAGAUUUUCAGUGGAACCUGACAGCCAGACGGUUGCCAUGUCGACCUCAUCGCUACGGCGACAAAUGAAGAACAUUGUCCACAACUUCUCAGAGGCCGAGAUCAAGGUUCGCUCGUCCUCUUCCCCCUUUCUUUUCUCUCUUCCUCUCCGACCACUUUUCCACCUACACAUCUUUUAAAAAUGUUAUUCUUCUCCGUUUCCCAUUGUCCUCUUCCUCCUUUCCUCAUCACUUCUUUCAAGGCUAUCUCACCUCAUCCUCCUCCUCUGCUUCCUCCCUCUCCAGCUCUUUCUUCCUUUCCUCUCCUCCCUUCUGUCUUGACUUCUCUUAUCUAUUGGUACUUUUCAAAUAAUACAUUCCACUGUGUACUCCCUGCAUCACCUCCUCUCUCUAUCUGGGUGAAUGUAAUCAUGUUAUCCAUUCAUCAUGAUGGUUCUAUCCAGCCUGUGUAUUCUCACACCUCAUCUCCACACCUCUGAGAGCAGGAGAGAUGAUCAGUUAAGGUGACCUACGAUCACGGCUGUGGACUUAUCAGGGGUUCAUUUGAUUAAAGUACUUUGCAUAAUUGUUUUGUCUGUUUUUACAUGUUUAGUCGUGAGGUUCAUAUCGUAAUAUGUUUUGUUUGCUUGAGCUUGCCAAGGGAAUGAAUAGUCUGUUGUCUUGAUAUAAACUACCAGUUGAUUAAUCAAUUAAUUGAUCACUAAAUCACACCUUAAUUGUUCAAUGUUGACUGCUUUCAAGUUUUUCUGAUGUUCCAUGUUCCCCCCCGUCCCUGGUCUCCUCCCCCCCUUGUCCCUGGUCUUUCCCCCCCUUGUCCUUGGUCUUUCCCCCCUUGUCCUUGGUCUUCCCCCCCCCUUGUCCUUGGUCUUUCCCCCCCUUGUCCCUGGUUCUUCCCCCCCCUGUCCCCCGGCCCCCCCCCCCCCUUGUCCCUGGUCUCCCCCCCCCCCUUUGUUCCUGGUCUUUCCCCCCCUUGUCCCCGUUUCCCCCCCCUGUCCCUGUCUCCGGUCGGGGGCGACCGACCCUGGCCAGCACUCUCUGUGUCAAGAUCCAACCUGACCUACACUUGGCCUCUAUCAUGAGCUGGUUGCCCCCCCCGCCUGAGACCUCUACGGUGCUGGUUGGUGGUUGGUGGUGAGAGAGGAAGUGAAAAGGAAAGUUGUGCGAAUGUUUGUUCAAUAUUGACCAUAACAAGAACGGGUGACAUGUAGUCUGUCUGUCUCGUUUGUCUGCUCACACACACUUACUCUCACUGUUGUAUGUGUGCACAUAGAAAUAGGAAUUAGAAUACUAGAAUGGACAUAACCAAGUAUUUGUGUAACUAAAGCAAGAUAAACCACAGCCCGUCGUUUCAAAUGGGAACAAAUGUGUCAUAGUGGGCAGAACAAGCAAGGAGGUGGGCAGAGCCAAACACGAGCUAGCGAGAUCCUAUUGGCGCGUUCUAGCAUGCAUUUGCAUAUUUGCAAUAACUCAAUUCGCCUUUGCACUGUUUCUAAACAAUGCAUAUUUUUUUAAUACUUUAGCAAAGGGUAAAGUUUACUAAACUUAGUCCACUCUGUUCAUAACAGAUUUUAGUUUUGGAAACAGAACUGUAUUGAGAUCAAUUGUUUUAUCGAUGAGAAAAUUAGCAGAAUGUCUGCCAAAUCCAUUCCAUCUUCUCCCAUUGCCGGACACUGGGCUUCCUCUCACUACCAAAUGUGAGUGGAAACGCCAAACGGAUGCUUCACAUUUAUACAUCCGGUGAAAUAUCUGUCUCAUUGUUCUAUCUGUGACAUAAGGCUUCUUAUGACAGUAUAAAAUAUCAGCCAUUUUGGUAGGUCAGCCAGUGAUGAGAUAUUGUGUAAAACAACGAAUUUGAAGAUUAUCUGAACAUUAUGCUUGUUAUCUAGCCAGUCCGUUUUUAGUGGAAUCAAUGAUUCCAUGAAUUCUUAAAAUUAACUGCCAUAUAUCCGGUAAAGAGGUCAAUGGAACGCAGACCGUGGGGAAUAGAAUAAGGACGCCGGAUUGGUGCAAAUUCAACCAAUCUGAUCUAACAAGGUGGAUAUUCGUCAAAUCCGUCAUGGUUGAUGUAUUGUAACAGGCUCACAAUGUGGUUACUAAAGUCUGAUUUGACUGCAUAACAUUUAGAUGUAGUUCCUUUUCAGGUUUAGAAGAUGUUGACUGCUAAAUGCGAACUCCCGUUCAUAUAAGCUGGUAGCAUAGCUACACAACAUACCUGGUAUCCGCCAAACCCAGAUUCGUCCGUCGGACUGCCAGAUGAUGAAGCGUUAUUCAUCACUCCAGAGAAGGCAUUUCCACUACUCCAGAGUCCAAUGGCGGCGAGCUUUACACCACUCCAACCAACGCUUGGCAUUGCACAUGGUGAUCUUAGGCUUGUGUGCGGCUGCUCGGCCAUGGAAACCCAUUUCAUGAAGCUUCCGACAACAGUUAUUGUGCUGACGUUGCUUCCAGAGGCAGUUUGGAACUCGGUAGUGAGUGUUGCCGAGGACAGACAAUUUUUUCGCACUGCGCGCUUCAACACUUGGCGGUCCCGUUCUGUGAGUUUGUGUGGUCUACCACUUCGUGGCUGAGCAGUUGUUGCGCCUAGACGUUUCCACUUCACAAUAACAGCACUUACAGUUGACCAGGGCAGCUCUCGCAGGUCAGGAAUUUGACGAAGUGACUUGUUCGAAAGGUGGCAUGCUAUGACGGUGCCACGUUGAAGUCACUGAGCUCUUCAGUAAGGCCAUUCUACUGCCAAUGUUUGUCCAUGGAGAUUGGAUGGCUGUGUGCUCGGUUUUAUACACCUGUCAGCAACGGGUGUGGCUGAAAUAGCAGAAUCCACUCAUUUGAAUGGGUGUCCACAUACUUUUGUGUGUAUAUAACGAUGACAUGAACCUGUAUUGGGGUUGACAUCCAUAAAAGCAUUAUACUCAGAUUUGUACCUCAACAUAGUGUGAAAUACACAUAUAAACAGUAGCCUAAAUGAAGGCUAAUUUUGCUGGGGGGCAAUGAGGAGAUUCAGGAUCUUCCUUCACUGCCCUUUCUCACACUAGUUUCCAUGGCAAUUCCAUUGUUUUGGUCGAGUUUGAUUGACCUCUUUACCGCAUCUACGGCUGCCAUUCUCGUCCCAUUCUGGAACUUUGAGGGUUUAUGACAUAGCUUCUCUAGUAAUUUAAUAGGAUCUCUAUGGUUUCUACUGUACUGUGUGUUCUCCAGGCUAUGACUCUCAUGGAGUACCUCAUAAAGACGGGUUCAGAGCGCGUGGCUCAGCAGUGCAGAGAGAACAUCUACGCUGUCCAGACUCUCAAGGACUUCCAGUUCAUCGACAGAGACGGCAAGGACCAGGUACGACGCGCGCAUGCACAUGCACACACGCGUACACACACACAUUCCCAAACACAUACUGGUACAGAAUCACCACUCGCCUCUCAUUCAAGGACUUUUUACAAUGUUUUCACUGUGACCUCUUAUACAAACACAGAGUGAAAAGCCAACAGUAACAUGUUUAUGGGCUGGUAAUGGCUGGAGAACAAUAGAGCAGGUCACAGGGAAAACACUGCAUGGAAAUGGAAAAGACUGAAAACAGGAAUGUAGGAUGUAGCACUUAGUUUGCAGGUAAAUAACUGACAUUUAUCAACUGUUAGAAUUCAGGGACACAGCUGCGUUGUUAUGAAGGUUGUGCACUGAGUGUUGUAUGUACGCAUGUGCUUUUCACCUGCAUGUGUGUGUGUGUCAGGGGGUGAAUGUGCGGGAGAAGGCCAAACAACUGGUAACACUGCUGAAGGACGAGGAGAGACUACGAGAGGAGAGGAUCCAUGCACUCAAGACCAAAGAAAAGAUGGCACAGACCACCAGUGGUGAGAGACAACUACGUUACCCAUCCUGCACCAGCCACCAGGGGUUCUGAAAGGGAUUAAGGAGGAAAGCAAACCACAGACAGAAAUGUAGUUUUAAGUUGUCUGCUGUGAUGCAGAGUUGCCCUGAUCCUGGAGAGAUGCAUGUGGUGUUUGCAGGCUUUUGUUCCUGCCCAGCUCUGACUAUGCCAUGAUUCAAACAAUAAUAUUCUCUUUCCCCACCUUUCCCUGUCCUCCGGUCCCCUCAUCCCAUCCCCCAGCCUCUUCGGCCCCCUCAGCUCCAGGUCUGGGGGGUGGAGCUCUGUCUCAGGGCUCUCACUCUGGAGGGGCGGACCCAGAGCAGGCGUGGCCACAGAGCUCCGGGGAGGAGGACCUGCAGCUGCAGCUGGCCCUGGCCAUGAGCAAGGAGGAGGCGGAACAGGUACACAGUACAGCCAGCCAACCUGGAGCUGGUGGAGGGUAGGCUGAGCCCCGCUGGCCAACCACACUGUUAACCUGAGGUCCAAUGGUUUGAUAAACGGGUUGAUUUGUAUAGGAUAUAUGCACUGUACACCCUACAACCACUAUACAUAGAAUAUAUACUCAUAUAAACUCAGCAAAAAAAGAAACGUCCCAUUUUCAGGACCCUGUCUUUCAAAGAUAAUUCGUAAAAAUCCAAAUAACUUCACAGAUCUUCAUUGUAAAGUGUUUAAACACUGUUUCCCAUGCUUGUUCAAUGAACCAUAAACACUUAAUGAACAUGCCAAAAGGAAGAUGUCCCGGGUCCCUGCUCAUAUGCGUGAACGUGCCUUAGGCAUGCUGCAAGGAGGCAUGAGCACUGCAGAUGUGGCCAGGGCAAUAAAUUGCAAUGUCCGUGCUGUGAGACACCUAAGACAGCGCUACAGGGAGACAGGACGGACAGAUGAUCGUCCUUGCAGUGGCAGACCACGUAUAACAACACCUGCACAGGAUCGGUACAUCCGAACAGCACACCUGCGGGACAGGUACAGGAUGGCAACAACAACUGCCCGAGUUACACCAGGAACGCACAAUCCCUCCAUCAGUGCUCAAACUAUCCGCAAUAGGCUGAGAGAGGCUGGACUGAGGGCUUGUAGGCCUGUUGUAAGGCAGGUCCUCACCAGACAUCACCGGCAACAACGUCGCCUAUGGCCUAUGGCACAAACCCACCGUCGCUGGACCAGACAGGACUGGCAAAAAGUGCUCUUCACUGACGAGUCACGGUUUUGUCUCACCAGGGGUGAUGGUCGGAUUCGCGUUUAUCGUCGAAGGAAUGCGCGGUACACCGAGGCCUGUACUCUGGAGCGGGAUCGAUUUGGAGGUGGAGGGUCCAUCAUGGUCUGGGGCGGUGUGUCACAGCAUCAUCGGACUGAGCUUGUUGUCAUUGCAGGCAAUCUCAAAGCUGUGCAUUACAGGGAAGACAUUCUCCUCCCUCGUGGUACCCUUCCUGCAGGCUCAUCCUGACAUGACCCUCCAGCAUGACAAUGCCACCAGCCAUACUGCUCGUUCUGUGCGUGAUUUCCUGCAAGACAGGAAUGUCAGUGUUCUGCCAUGGCCAGCGAAGAGCCCAGAUCUCAAUCCCAUUGAGCACGUCUGUGACCUGUUGGAUCGGAGGGUGAGGGCUAGGGCCAUUCCCCCAGAAAUGUCCGGGAACUUGCAGGUGCCUUGGUGGAAGAGUGGGGUAACAUCUCACAGCAAGAACUGGCAAAUCUGGUGCAGUCCAUGAGGAGGAGAUGCACUGCAGUACUUAAUGCAGCUGGUGGCCACACCAGAUACUGACUGUUACUUUUGAUUUUGACCCCACCUUUGUUCAGGGACACAUUAUUCAAUUUCUGUUAGUCACAUUUUUACAUUUUAGUCAUUUAGCAGAUGCUCUUAUCCAUAGCGACUUACAGUUAGUGAGUGCAUACAUUUUCAUACUGGCCCCCCGUGGGAAACGAACCCACAACCCUGGCGUUGCAAGCGCCAUGCUCUAACAACUGAGCUACAGGGGACUGACUGUGGAACAUGUUCAGUUUAUGUCUCAGUUGUUGAAUCGUGUUAUGUUCAUACAAAUAUUUACACAUGUUAAGUUUGCUGAAAAUAAACGCAGUUGACAGUGAGAGGACGUUUAUUUUUUUGCUGAGUUUAUAUGAUAACAGAAGUAUCCGGGCAUAGGAAGGUUAACCCAGGACAAUGUGUGUUUCCAUUCACUCACCUUUACCCUCUGACCCCUGACCCCCAGACUACUGUGGCCCCUCUGGAGGACGCAGAGCUCCGCUAUGCACUCACACUCAGCAAGGAAGUACAAGAACAGGUCAGGGGGCAAAGGUCACCACCUGACCGACCGAUCAUCAUCUACCUAUCUAUCUGUCAAUCUGUCUAGCCAGCCGGCGGUCACUCCAUCGAGUCUUAAUCCCAAUCAAAAUGAAUGAUAUUCAUAGGAAUUAUCUGUUGUUUCAUUAAUUCCAAACACACAAAUGUCAAUGGGUUAAUAAUAUAAGCGGGUAAGAAGGAAAUAAGUAGUUUUUAAAAUAACUCUCCUAUGAUUUCAUCUGUGUAAGAUUAUGCAUGGCGAAGACUUCAUAAUUGGAAUGACUCAAUUUAACCCGUAGCAGUUUCUGAAUGAGGGAUUACUACCAUUUUAUUAUUCCAUUGCAAAUGACUGUUCUCAAAGCAUGCCUCAAACUACACACACAAUGACAUACUUAAACACACUCAGUUAAAGGCAUCUUCCAGUGCCAGCACUCUGCAAAUUGUAGGGCAGUAUUCAACCAACACCGGUAUUCAGAAGUUUAGAGGGUAAGGCAAACCAACACUCUACCUAAAUAUAAAGACAGGUUGUUUUAUCCCAGUUUACUUUCUUUUGUCUCACAAAAAUAUAUUUAAUUUAUUUAUUUUUAUUUUACCUUUAUUUAACCAGGUAAGCCAGUUGAGAACAAGUUCUAAUUUACAACUGCGACCUGGCCAAGAGAAAGCAAAGCAGUGCGAUUAAAAACAACAACACAGUUACAUAUGGGGUAAACAAAACAUAAAGUCAAAAAUACAACAGAAAAUAUAUAUAUACAGUGUGUGCGAAUGUAAUUCUUAAUUAUAGAUAAAACCUCAAUGUCAUUCUAGGACCACAAUGUCAUUCUAGAAUCCCGACGUCAUUCUAGAAUGUCAACUUCCUUGUAGAAGCACAAGAAGAGGACUGUUGGUUUGUCUGCCCAUGAACACUGCUAGAUACAGGUAGUGGUUGAAUAGAAAGCCCUGGCAGACAGUCCAUGUCCACUGUGGCUGGGACCCUGAACAGUUUCUUCAGAUGGUGAAGUUGGAAGCUGCCCAUAGCGGCUGGUCUAGAAUCAGUUUUUGAUUUCCUCAAGGAAGGGAGAAUGUUUUUCAACUCCCUAACGUGGGUUGAGGAGAGCUGAUCUGAGAGCAGUCACUAAAGGCAGCAUCUCUCCUGGAGCUUUGCAUCAGGGUCAGAUAUGCUUCCUGGGGGAGUGAAAUUAAGUUUCUCCCUAGACACUGAUCUAAUGUCAGUUUAGCAUUUUCACCCCAAAUGGCUUUGGCUACAAUUUGGAGGUAGUAAGCUGAACCUAGAUCUGUGCCUAUGGGCUGGCCUGCCCGAGCGCUUGUCGCAGGUGAUGACAUCACAGCUGUAUGUGAUUGGCAGGAGGAGAGGCUGCGCAGGGGGGACGACCUGAGACUGCAGAUGGCCAUCGAGGAGAGCAGGAUGCAGAAGGCCAAGCCAGAGGAGGUGUGUGUACGCCAGCCAUAGGGGAGGGAUGGAUGGGGGCCUACACACACUCUUUAGACAGUACCACUCUGUUCCUCAUUCUCUCUCCUGGUGUUACCUGCUGUAGUUGUGUCUCUCACCUGUGCGUUCUGUGUGUGUUGAGUGAGUGGAGAAAACUGAAAGCUAAGGUAGUGUAGGCCUACACCAAAAGUGUUUCUGAACCCUAUCAGGUAUUCGUAAGCUUUUUAAAUUAAAACUUGUGCUUGAGCACUGAAUGAGUUUGCCAAUUAUCUCAGUGACCGGUCAGCAACAUCAAUACCCAACGGACCGGUGCUGGUCCCCAGACCACAGGUUGAGAAACAAGAAACACCACUCGCUCUCCAGUUCCGGUACUAGUUGAUCUAUCCCUUCUUUCAUCCUCUGCUUUUAUCAAGGCAACUGUGUGUGUGUGGUCUGUGUGUCAAGAUUUGUUUAGUGUGUGUGUGUGUGUGUGUGUAUGUAUGUUAACUAAGCGUAUGCUCUGUGGUUUUGAUUUUGUGUGUAUGAGAGACAGAGACUACACUAGCCUUGAGCUCAUUGACUUAUCUUGGUGUCUGUCCUACAACAUCAGUGUGUGUUAUAACCUGUGUACUAUCCUCUCCCAGAGUGCGUUAAUGGAGCUGAGUGCUGUGGACCCCUGGGGGGCUCCUGCUGCUGCCUCUGGGGGCUCUGCCGGCCCCUCACCCCCUCCCACAGUCCCCCUCCCAGCCCCCUCUGCCUCUGGCCCCUGGGGCCUGGCCCCCGCAGACCCUUGGGGCACCUCGUCGCCCGCCACGCCGCCCAACGUAGACCCAUGGGCUAGUGGAGGGACAGCCCCCCCAACGAUAGCCCCCCCGCCAGACCCCUGGGGAGAGACGGCCUCCUCAAGAGUCAACUCAGUUGACCCCUGGGGACCCUCAGGUUAGUGACCUCUGACCUUUACUCCCCUGGCCUCAUCUACAUCUGUUACUCUCAUUCCGUCUCCUCGUCCCACACCCCUACCUACUCAAUCUGGAUGGACAUCAAUACAUUUGGUCUAUUUUCCAAUACUCUUCAAAUGACCAGCAUGUUUAGAUCAUUUGGAAUGUGACCCUCCAUAUCUCAGUCAGGGAUAUCUCUGGUUUCAAUAAAAGAUCUCUGUCCGUUCUUACCUCCUUUCAAGUGAAAAGACUGGCUGUCCAGCUCUUCCAUAUCAGUACAUAUAAAUGAGAGAAAGGAAGACCAUAUUGGACUAUUGGGAUCCAGCCCAGCUCCUUGUUCCCUGUAUAUUGUACGGUGUUGUGCCGGGUUGGGUUCCAUUCCUGUUCAGUUCAAGAGAUUAACAAUCCUCAUUGAAAAUAAAUGGCACUUUUGAAAUCUUGAAUGGGAAUCCAAUUCAUCUUUUGAAUUGACAGACUUGAAAUAGUAUUGACCCUGGUGUUGUAUGUGACCCAAACCCCUGUGUGUCUCCCUCCCCCAUAGCUGUGACCCCCCCCAGUGUCGACCCCUGGGGCCCCUCUGUGCCCCUCUCCACCUCCUCCUCUUUUGGGGGGCCAAUAGACCCCUGGGCUGGGGAUGGGGUUGACCCCAUCAUCACCUCUGACCCAUGGAGCGACUCCGCCAAACACACUAACGGCACAGGUACAAUCACACACACAUUGACACACACACACACACAUAAUGGCACGGACACAUGGAUGAGAUGCUCACUGACCCCCCCCCCCAUUCACCCACCUUGCAUUCCAUCCUCCCUCAGUAAUAAUGGUAUAAUGCUGUGGUGUCUAAUCAAUGUUCAUUUUCACGCUCUCUCUCUCUCCUUCCCUCCCUCUCUCUCUGUAGGACACCCAGAACUGCGAGGUCAGUUAACGGGCGACAGUGCGGGUUCUCCAGUGCCCUUUGACCUCACAUCUCUGUGCUCUUCACUUCCUGUCCGUAAGACCCCCGAGUCGUUCCUGGGGCCCAACGCAUCGCUGGUGGACCUGGACUCCCUGGUGUCUUCUAAACCCAAACCUAAACAACCACCACCUCCAUCAAUCUCAUCCUCCUCAACACACAAUCCCUUCCUCCAGACCACAGGUACUGAUAAAACACACACACACACACACACACACACACAUAUUUUUAAGCACUUUGUGACAAAUGUGUUUGUAAGAAAUGAAAGGAAAGUAGAUUGAUUGAAGUAUUCUCUCCUCUCCAGCCUCGUCUUCAGCUCCUGGCAUGGCUGUCACCCCGGGCAGCACAAUCUCCAGCAGGGGGGUUUCCCCGACGCCACCCCCCACCUCCAACCCUUUUGGCGCGGCCGUCCCCAUGUCCUCCAUCUCCCCACAGCCCUCCACGCUGGGGCUCAGCGGCCUCCGCACCAGCCCUGUACCGCCCAUCCCCAUGGCAUACCCUGGCAUGGGCAUGGGGCCUAUGGGAAUGGGAGCACCAGGCCUGGGGAUGGGCAUGAUGCAGAGCCCCAUGGGAAUGUCCCCCUAUGGCGGCCUCUCGCCCAUGGGUCCUCCUGUGUCCUCUCACUUCAUGGGGCCCGGAGGGGCACCGCCCCCACAGCUGAAUUUUGGGGGGCCUACGGGGGCGGCUGGAGUGAUGGGGGCCGGGGGAGCAGUGGGAGGGGCAGGAGUGACGGGCGCCAGCACCAAUCCCUUUCUUCUUUGA